AUGCCCAAUUCACCCAUCCCCCUCCCAAAGCCCCGUCGCGUCGUGACUGGCCAUAACAACGAAGGUCUCGCAACCGUUCGACACGACUCAUACCUCAACAUCCAGCCCUACGGCGAUGGUACCAACUUGACUCCCUUCUGGUACACUACCGAACAACCGGCAGAUGUGAGCAGGAGUCAAGACAAAUCCCUCCUGACUCCAAGCGGUCUACCAACUGGUUCGGGCUUUACUGCCUAUGAUCUCCCGCCUCAGUCCGAGGGACUUUUCCAUCGCUCUAUUACUCUCGACUAUGUCAUCGUUGUCAAAGGGAGUGUGGUUCUUGGUCUUGAUGAUGGGUCUAGAGUCACGUUGAAUGAGGGGGAUGUGGUGGUGCAACAGGCGACGAUGCAUAGUUGGAAUAAUGUCUCUACGGAGUGGGCUCGUGUGUAUGGCAUUAUGGUCCCGGCACAGGCUCCUACUAUUAAUGGGAAGGAGUUGGAGACUGUUUGGCCUCUUUAA
Molecule: messenger RNA, 498 nt
Organism: Penicillium nucicola
Lineage: Eukaryota; Fungi; Ascomycota; Eurotiomycetes; Eurotiales; Aspergillaceae
Product: cupin domain-containing protein
Exons: 1
Coding region: 1-498 (165 amino acids)
Source: RefSeq, a predicted model, not a curated record